UUCAUAUAUUGAAGGAAAGAGUUGUACGGGUUUAUUAUUUGUGUAAUAAAUAUAAAUAGUGCAAAUAUGUAUUAAAUUUCAUAUAAAAUCAGAUUUACAUACUAAAGAUACAUGGAUGAUGCAUUUGUAAAAGUGAUUACUUAAUUUUUAAGAAGAUCUCUUGUUAAAUCACAAAAUGUCGACUAGACGUGCUAGGAUAAAAGCUGUAACAUCUUUGCCACCAAGAAGAAAAAAUGCUGAAUCUGCAGAUGUUAAAAACAAGCAGGUUCAAGUUAAAGAAGACAUUGAAAAAAAACUCAAAAGCCCACGAACACCACGACCUUUAGUAGAAAAAAAUGAAGUGGCUGACAGCGUCGGCCCUUCAAACACUUCAGAUGAAUUUACCAACGCAACAAAGUCUCGGAAUGUAAUUAAAACUCCGAACAAAAAUGACAAAGCUAACGCACCAACAACUGGAAGCUCUCCAAUUAAUCCAACCGAGAAAAUUAAGUCAUCACCAAAAACCACAGAAAAAGUGUCUGGUAACGCUACUUCUGUUAUCAAAUCGAACAAAGGUAUAUUUGCAUCACCACAAUCACGACGAGAUAGUCCAUUUAGGAAAGCUAUUGCAUCUCUUUUGACCACAUCCCCAAAAAACACCACAAAAAGUGCAGAUGUAAACCAAGCAAAAAGUGUAUCACCGCAAAUAAAUAAACAUACACCCAAACAACAAAUAAUAAAUGACAACAAUGAACUGCAUAUAACAAACAAAAAUAUACAUAAAGUUACACAUAAUACAGUUAGCCCUGUUGGAAGCAGCACUACCGAAGAUUUCAAUGUGCCAAGUGUUCCAGAGAGUGUCACAGAUGAGACAGUGAUGGAUGGUAUAGUGCCGUUACAGCAAGCUGGCAGUGCACCCAAGCCUAUAGAUGUUCUAAAAAGCGAAAUUAUAUCAGAAAAUGUUGAAGUUCUCUUUGAUCCAAUAGUACCAUUACCUUCACCAAGUAAAGUGAGGCCAAAGUUGCGCCCAGCUCCAAGACUGGGGCCUCAAAGAAGAAAUAGUAUACAGGGCAGUGCCAGUGAGUCGGAGGAUGAGACUCGACGCGCGCAACUGUCUACUGGGAGAGCUACUCCAUCUUUGGGUAGACAACGUCAUGAUUCACACACAUCUAGCUCAAUAAUAAAUCGAGAGGUACAUCGUGUGCGGAAUGAUUCUGUUUGCUCAAGUGCGAGUCAAUUGACUGCCCCUAGUGGUCUUGCUUCACCGUUCAAGGAGAAACAGAGCAAAUUACGUCGCCAGGAGGCGGCCAACCGGCGCGCGGCCGCGAUGCGCCGCAAGCGCGAGAAGGCCGCCGCUAAGAGAGAGUCACUCACCAUGUAUGACCUCAUAUUCUACAACCCCACCACUAAUCCUAUCAUUCCAGAUCAAGAUGAAAUAAAGGCGAAAGAGGAUAAUGCUAAAGACGCUAAAGAGUCUGCAGCAAAAGCUGAGGAAAAAAGUAAACAAAAAAUCAAGUCACCUGAAGCAGAGGCCGCGCCCGCGCCCGCGCCGCAGAUCAAACUCGGAGCGAAUGGAGAGAUAGUUCUCGAUGAACAGAGUUUGGUGAUAAAUAAAGGUAAAGGUGGCAAAGCCCUGGAGUCCACGAUGAUACCCGGAAUUACGCAGCUUAAAGAAAACGAAAUGACCACCGCGGACGAAAUCAUUGCAUCCGCUAGAGAAGUUAAGACAUCAACAAAAGACCUUGUUCAACCUCUCGCACAGCCCACUGUCAACAAUAAAACUACUCCUAAAGUCAUUACGAAGACAGCUAGUGUCAACGUAACGCCCAGUGCGACCGCGCAAGCUGCGACCAGCAAGGGCAACACGCCCGCCGUGCCUUCCAACAUAGAAACUGGAUCCUUAGUCGUUUUAACUGUAAACGACCCCUCCUCCCCUUCAAAGAAGAAACUACAAACGUACAUCGCUCAUGGAGGCGGCAGACUGACCCCCGUCUCCCUGCCAACUACCUUACUCAACUCAGUCGUGGGAUACAUGAAGAAGGGAACACCUAAAAACACCACAGGUUCCCCGCAUUUCACAUCGCCGACCAGUACCACCAGCACCACCAGCCAGGACGGUCGCGGCAGCACUACCCCAGGAGUCAUCCAGGUAAACCCCUCGCCCACCAAAAGGCAACGACUUAGCUCUUAUACUAUUACACAAAUCUAGCAUUCAGCCACUGCUGUAUUGGCUAUGCUGUAUAUUUUAAGAUAGCACCGAUACCGUCAAUAUAUUAGGAUAUAUUGACAAUCGUAAUCGAUCUCGAUACGACAGAUAUUCGCUGCAAGAAAGCGGGAAAUAGCAGGUCGGAGAAGACCGCGUUUUUGAGACACAAUGUAACGUGUUACAAGUGUCAAAGUUCACCACAACAAUAACAACUCACCAUUGAUAUAAUUAGAGAAUAAAACCAUGAUAUACCAUUCAUGUAAUUGCAACAACAUUGCUAUGAUAUAUGUACUACUGACAGAUACAGUACUAAUGUGAUAAGAAGAAGAUCAGCCGAUGAUCUAGGCUAGAUCUAGGGGGCUAGUAAAUGCUAUUCAACAUUGGAUCCAAAUUUCAUUGAAAAAAUGACAAUUUUUAUAUUAACUAUGACGAUAUCGUUCUAUAAAGGGGGCAGCUGUUGCCAUAUACUCAUGAGUUACAAUCUGAUAUUGUGUAUCUCACCAUAGUGUAUACUUACUAUAUCUGUAGUUCAUACUUUGCCAUACGCCUUGCCAUUGUUACUCCUCACCACUGCCACAAACACAAUACUAUCAUGUCAUACUUACCAUAUGGUAAGACAACUUUGAAGGAGAUAUACAUCGUCAGCAUGUGUCAUUAUUUAUUUGUAUAUUCUGCAUUUUAUUUUCUAAAUCUCAGUACAAUUAAAUAAUUAAAAAUAUUGAUGCAAUUGAAGUUUACAAUAAAUGUUUACAAUUUUUUUAUUGAUUAUUUUGUUGUUUUUUGUCAAUAAUUAAUUCUCGUCUUGUCGUCUUAAUAUUCGAUGUUUUUAUAUUUUAUGUUAGUCUUAAAGAUUUUGUAUUGGAUUUAAUCUUUUUUUUUUAAGUUAAUAGUGCUGUGAAUUAUGUUUUAUUUUAUUUAUAAUUCGGUGAUAUAGUUUAGAUUAUGCGGAAUAUUUACUAUAAGAUAGUUUAUUUUAAGUAGUGUUAAAAGAUAUUUCGAUUUUUAGAAUAGCUAGCAUUAGAUUUUAAAAUAAUAGACGUAAAUCCAACCAAUUAUAUUAUUGUAUUUUAAGUCAGAAAUAGUAAAGUUUAUGAUUAUUGAACUAAAAGAAAUCCCAAAUGAUCUGAUAACAUGAACGUUUUUUUAAUAUACUCUUAAUGAUCAUGUGUAAAUGAAAUAUUUAAAAUGUAAAAUCAUUUGCUGAAGUUUUUAGAUUUAGACCAUAAUCAUGCAUUAAUAGUAGUCUUAGGACCUGUCCCACCUAUUGUUAAUUGUUUGAUAACAAUCCAACAUGUAGAAUAUGUGAUUUUGUUCCCUUAUCCC
Messenger RNA from Papilio polytes (common Mormon), 3508 nucleotides. RefSeq names its product muscle M-line assembly protein unc-89 (gene Bdp1). The transcript is spliced from 8 exons. Bases 176 to 2188 code for a protein of 670 amino acids. NCBI's taxonomy places the organism in Eukaryota, Metazoa, Arthropoda, Insecta, Lepidoptera, Papilionidae. The record is from RefSeq and is a predicted model, not a curated record.